ACAACUGAGACCUGUAUAAACUCAACUGAACAAAAACGAGUUAUUUUAGGAGGCAUAUAAAUAUAAUAUAGUAGCUGUCAUGGAUGGUUUCUUAAACACCGUCAAGGGAACCGCCCUUGGAAUUGCGGAAAAAUUCACACCGACCCUAAAGGAAUCCAAGUUUAAAGAAACAGGAAUGCUAACGGCUGAAGAAUUUCUUGCAGCUGGUGAUCAUCUAGUCCAUCACUGUCCUACGUGGCACUGGGCAAGUGGAGACUCUGCAAAAGUAAAGUCCUACCUUCCUGCAGACAAGCAAUUCUUACUCACAAGAAAUGUUCCGAGCUACAAAAGGUGUAAACAAAUGGAGUACAUGGAAGAACAGGAAAAGAUUAUUGAGGACGAAAACGACCCUGAUGGAGGCUGGGUGGACACUCACCAUUACCAGUCUCUUGAUCAGUCUACAGCCUCCGUAGGCGAUGCCAUGGCAGACCUGAGCCUGGACUCUGAGAAACCCACAGCUGCUGUAGAUAUUGCUGAAAUUAAUGAUGAUGACGACGAUGAUGAUGAACCUGCAGUAGACAUGGAUGAUCUGGAAGAGAAUGAAAUGUUAGAAGAGGAUGAGCUCACAGUAGAUCCACGCGCAUUAGCUAAGAAAGAUUCCAAGUCGGAAGGGGUCGAAAGCGAUACUGGAAUAAUACAGACCAGGACCUAUGACCUUAACAUUACAUAUGAUAACUACUACAGAACUCCUCGGCUCUGGCUCAAAGGUUAUGAUGAGAACCGUGUUCCCCUGAGCGUGGAGCAGAUGUAUGAGGACUUCAGUCAGGACCACGCAAAGAAGACCGUCACCUUCGAGAAUCACCAACAUCUUCCCGAACACAUGGCCUCCGUUCAUCCUUGCAGGCAUGCAGAAGUUAUGAAGAAGCUUAUCCAGACUGUAGAAGGAGGUGGUGAAAAAGAGCUACAUGUGCAUCUAUAUUUGUUGAUAUUCCUGAAGUUUGUGCAGGCUGUUAUUCCAACCAUUGAAUAUGAUUACACACAGCAUUUCCACAUGUGAUAAUAAAUAUUAGUAUUAGUCAAGACAGUAAUUGUGGUCAUAUUCUAAAAGAAUUUAAAUAUGCACAUUAAACUAUGUUAUGCUCCCCAAUUGAUGGUGGUUACACAUUAAUAUUAUAACACCGCAGCCCUUUUCUGAAGUACCUCCAGCGUGAUUUUCAAAAUAUGUAUGUUGUCAUGAAAAUGGCUGCUUUGUGAGAUUUUUAGUAAUAUAUCCAGACUAUAUAGUAAGUUACCCGAA
This is a messenger RNA of Priapulus caudatus, 1276 nucleotides long. RefSeq names its product ubiquitin-like-conjugating enzyme ATG3. Gene Ontology annotation, biological process: nucleophagy; autophagosome assembly; autophagy of mitochondrion. The transcript is spliced from 9 exons. Gene Ontology annotation, cellular component: cytosol; cytoplasmic ubiquitin ligase complex. The record is from RefSeq and is a predicted model, not a curated record. NCBI's taxonomy places the organism in Eukaryota, Metazoa, Priapulida, Priapulimorpha, Priapulimorphida, Priapulidae. Gene Ontology annotation, molecular function: Atg8-family ligase activity. The coding region runs from base 80 to 1036 and encodes 318 amino acids.